Messenger RNA from Pteronotus mesoamericanus, 4843 nucleotides. It is a transcript of the gene RRP1B, whose product is annotated as ribosomal RNA processing 1B. Lineage: Eukaryota; Metazoa; Chordata; Mammalia; Chiroptera; Mormoopidae. The coding region runs from base 104 to 2356 and encodes 750 amino acids. The transcript has 16 exons. Gene Ontology annotation, biological process: rRNA processing. Gene Ontology annotation, cellular component: preribosome, small subunit precursor; nucleus. The record is from RefSeq and is a predicted model, not a curated record.
UCGCGGCCGGAGCGGCACGGCAGCAGUCGCUCCGUGGCGGCGGGAGGUUGAGGGGUGGCGAGGUGCCGCCGGGGAUGUUCCAAAGCGCACCAGGGCCCCCGCCAUGCAGCCGGCCGAGAUCCAGUUCGCCCAGCGGCUGGCGUCCCACGAGAAGGGCAUCCGGGACCGGGCGGUGAAGAAGCUGCGCCAGUACAUCAGCGUGAAGACUCAGAAGGAGACAGGAGGUUUCAGUCAAGAAGAACUUCUAAAAAUAUGGAAAGGACUCUUCUAUUGCAUGUGGGUGCAGGACGAGCCCCUUCUGCAGGAGGAGCUAGCCAACACGAUUUCCCAGCUCGUCCACGCUGUUAGCAACCCAGAGGCCCAGCACCUGUUCGUUCAGACCUUUUGGCAAACCGUGAACCGAGAGUGGAAGGGGAUCGACAGGCUGCGCCUGGACAAGUUCUACAUGCUGAUCCGUCUGGUCCUGAGAGAGUCCUUUGAAGUUCUGAAGCGGAACGGCUGGGAAGAAAGCCAAAUCAAGCUUUUUCUCGAUGUCUUGAUGAAGGAAGUCUUGCACCCUGAGAGUCAGUCUCCUAAUGGAGUGAAAUUCCACUUCAUUGACAUUUAUCUGGAUGAACUAUCCAAAGUGGGAGGGAAAGAGCUUUUGGCUGAUCAGAAUCUCAAAUUUAUUGAUCCAUUCUGCAAAAUUGCUGCCAAGACCAAAGACCAUACAUUGGUGCAGACUAUAGCUAGGGGUGUUUUUGAAGUCAUUGUAGAUCAGUCUCCUUUUGUACCUGAAGAGACAACAGAGGAACAGCAAACUAAAGUGGGCGACAGCGACCUCUCUGAAGAAGAGAGAGCCGGAAACGAGGUGGCAUGGAGAAAAACAAUCAGUAAGAAGACAGCACUGGGCAAACACCAUUACAGGAAAGACGGAGUCAGUGAUGAAGGGGACAGAGAGAAUGGUGGCAGCAUGGAGGACAUCGGGCCACUUCUCCAGUUUGACUAUAAGGCUGUUGCUGACCGACUCCUGGAAAUAACCAACAGGAAAAACACCCCUCCCUUCAACAGGAAACGUCUCUCCAAACUAAUCAAGAAAUUCCAAGAUCUCUCUGAAGCAGGCAGCAUACCUCAACUCGGUCUUGCUGAAGAUGUUUCUGCUGAUGAAGGUGACCAGACCCUCCAUCAAGGAAAGCAUAAGAAGAAAGGCAACAAACUUUUAGAGAAAACGGACGUGGAGAAAGGGGAAGGAAACAAGUUCAUUCUGGCUGAGGGAGAAGAGAGUAAAGGUAGUGUUCAGAAGAGGAAAAGGAAAAAGAAGAGGAACCACCUUCAACAUGAACAUUUAGGGUCAGGGGACAGAGCCAUGCCCCCAGAGCAGAACGGGCUGAGCGAGCCAGAGGCAGGUCCGGGAAGAACACAGAAGCCGGGGGUGGUGGAGCUGGGGGCGGGGGCCGCGCCCAGCCCCCCGGAGCAGAGCAGCUCAAAGCGCUCCCCCUCGCACCCUCCCACGCACAGCAGGAGGAAACGACCCAGGAAGAGGAACCCUCGGCUCCAGGGACUGAUCUCGGAGCCCACGACAUCACCUCUGGAGGACCUGUGUCAAGGUGGCCUCGGCAAUGGUCAUAGUCAGGUGCUUGCCCCCCAAGCUUCCCCAGCCAGUGGAGCCCCGGCCCCGAAGAGGAAGCGGAAACUCAGGGCUCCCUGGGUCAACGGCAGCCCCCAAACACUGGCCCGGCCCCGACCCCAGGAGGAGGGCCCUUCAGCGAGCCCGGCAGAUGGAGAGGAUUGCCCAGCCUCACUGCCUCAGGGUGGGCGGCUAAAGAAAAAGAAGGGAGAGCCCAGCCGUCUUGACCUCUACCACCCGUCUAUUCAGAAAACUGCCAUCUUCAAAAAGAGGAAGAAAAUGAAAGAGAUGUUGAACUUGGUUGAACACAGCAGAGUAUUGGAAUCCGAACUCAAGCUCAUCCAGACUCUGGGGAGCCGUGGAGCUUGGAAGAAGAAGCAGCUGAGGACUGAGAAUGACUUUGUGAAAUUUGAUACCCCCUUCCUCCCAAAGCCCCUGUUCUUCAGAAAAGCUAAGAGCAGGCCUGCCACCCCUGUGACCCCCGCUGUGCAGCUCAACAAAGCACCGUCCAGCUCCAAGAAAGUCACCUUCGGGUUGAACAGAAACAUGACUGCAGAAUUCAAGAAGACAGACAAGAGCAUCUUAGUCAGUCCCACGGGCGCCUCCCGAGUGGCCUUCAACCCUGAGCAGAGACCGCUCCACGGAGUGCUGAAGACCCCCACCAGCUCCCCCGCCAGUACCCCCCUGGGGACCAAGAAGCCGCUGAGCAUCACACCAAAGAGAAGGCCGACGGCAAUGGACUUCUUCUAGGAGAGUAGCAGAGUCUAUUUGUAAAGACUGCUUUUGUACAGAAUACUCUAUAAAUUAUAACUUUUAAAAGGUGGGGUGUUUUUUAUUGUUUUAUAACUUGUGUACACAAGGGUCUGGGUGUGAACCGUGACACUGCUGUGGACAUCUGCUGUGGCUGAAGCUUUCGCUACAAACCUCGCCUGUGCCGGAGCUCACCAGUAUCCCACAUUUGUGGGUUACUCGGUGCCUUCCCAGAUGUGGGAGCCGAGAACAGGUUGACCGCCACCACUAGUGGGUGCUGCGGGCACAGGGACAGCCUGGAGUUGGAGUCUGCCUGCUGUCCACGUGUGCACACGUGGGGUACUGGUGUUCGCCGAGCCAGGCUGCUUUUCUGUGGGUCUUUCAUGUGUAACAGUCUUUUAAGAAGCACAUAGGACUGUGUUCCCAUGCUCUGUGGGUAGGUGGCAGUUUUCGAUUGGGGCGACUCUUCUAACUGAAUCCACAAUCCAGUCGUUUUUCCAUAUCUGCUCAGCUGGGGAUGAACCUGUGAGUGGGGCAGGAGAGCAGAGCCGCGCAGCCUGUGUCCUUCCCUGUGUUCCUACCUCUCAGCCAACCCAAAGUGUCCUCACCAGGGAGCCACGCCAGGCACGCUCACCCGCCCAGGCCAUCGCGCUCUGGCUGCUCUGGGUACGUAGCGGCGACCGAGCGCUGGCGUCCGCAGAGCAGUUCUUCAUCGAAGGGAAACGCGGCUCUUUGAGGGACAGCAGCAGCGUCCGGAGCGCUGAGCUCCUGCUGGAUGGCAGGCAGAGCAGCUCUCAGGACCAUUUGUGCAUACUUACUUAUUCAUAGCUACCUUAUAUCUUAAAUGCUGAGUCUUGCACUUACAGAUUUUUAUAAAGUCCUAAUUUUAGUUAAUUACAAAAAAUCGGGGGUGGAAGUCACACAGACUUUAGUUGGGGAAAGAAAUGCAACGUGGAGCAGCGUCGCCUGCUCCUUGGCCUUGUUUAAGGAAGCUGGGUCUGCCCUGAGCCUGAGUGAGGGAUAAGAUGCAGACCCGGAAGUCGGGGGUCACCUCGGGAAAGCCCCUGGGCCCUGCCUCUCUCUUGAGUUUGCACAAAAACACAGUGCAGACCCAAAGGAGGAGUCGUAACUUGGGGACACGUAGUUGUGCCUCUGGUGCCCAGCACCUCCCCAGCUUACUCUCUGCUCAGGGACCUCAGGCCUCCUAGGAGUGAAAGUGCCCCCACCCCCCAGCCAGAGCUCGAGUUUCUCACCAAAGCCAGGGCCAGCUCCCUUCGCUGCUUCCCAGCCAGGGCCCCAGAGUGUCCUCAGUGUUUUGGGGCUGUGGCUUCGGGUUGGGGGAGGCCCUCCGGGAUUACGUCCUCCAGCUAGCUGACUGGUUUCCUUAGUCACAGCCAGGGUGGGCUUCAUCGCGAGCUGGAGGUGGGCUGUCUUGCCCACAAAGGCCCUGCUGAGAAGGAAGGGAAACUAUUCUUUGCAAGCUCUAUAACAGUAUCAUCACAAUUAGGCCAGGAAAAAAGAAACAAUGAGCAUUGUGGUGGUGGUAGCUAGUCUUUGUCAUGAAAAGUCUUAGGUGCCAGAGACUUUGUUGUGGUUGCAUGGCGUUAGUGCACUAUGUUUCAUGUCAGAGCCAAAACUGAAGUGUAAAAAGAUAAGAUUCGAGUAAUCCAAUGUUUAUAGCUUUGUUUUUAAAAACUGUCAUCAUCCUUGGUCAAAUUAUUUUUCUAACAACUUUAUUUUAGCUUCAAAAGUAGGUCUUCUAGCCAAGUGGGCCAUACAACCCACCAGUGUUAAGCAGUCCUGGCAAGACUUUCCAGCACACAAGUGGCACGUUUGUUCGCGAGAUGGGUGCAGGGACUUUCCUUCAUGGCUGCUGUGCGUCACCUGUCCCUUCUGAGGCAUCGGUGGAGUGUCCUACCGAUGUACCUCCUGCCUGGGGACGUGUGUCCAGAAGUGACAGUGUGUCUUGGAUUGCACCUGUCCUUCUCUAAAUCUGCCCUAACUUACUCCAUUUUGUGGGUAAGUCCAGUAGGUUGACUGUGGCUUCUUUUUAAUCUCUACAUUUGGGCUACAAAGGAAAAAAAACCCAAUUUUUUAAAAUUUCAUUUACACGUAUACACAACAAAAAUGUGUCACAUAAAGACACUAUUUAGAAUAAUGGUUUUCUACUUGAUGCAUGCUAUUUUCUUAGGUAAAAUUGCCAAGGGGACUUGGCAGUCCCAAAAAGGAAAUAAUUUAAAUUAAUGCUGGUGACCUGAACAGUAUUUUGUAAAACAAUCGUCUGUCCGAUUUGGUAUCACACUUUACAACGUGUUGUCCUUUCUAACUUUUACUUGAACCGAAAGCACAAAGGGGAGUAUAAAGCAGUUGUUAGUAUUGGGGGAAAAAAUUAUGAAAUUGAGUCCAUCUUUUGAUUUUUGUGUGUGUUCCCUGAAUUCACCUGGCUGCUGGCAAGCACUGUUUGUUUACAAUGAGUUUGUAAUAGUG